UGUCUCUUUGAGGUGGAAGAGAGAGAAAGAGUGUCAAAAACUAGGCCUUUAAACCGCUGACGUCUUGUCUUUUCUAAAUCUGUUUCUGGGUUUUCUUUUUCCUUCCAAAUUUCCAUCCUUGUGUACAAAUUUGCAUGUUUUGAGGGAGAAAAUACUAACUGUAGUUAAGACCGUAAUGUCUGUGAAGAGUAGAGGAGAGUUUGCUUUAAAGCAUGUUUUACCAAGGAACUUGGCUCUCUUGCUUUGUUUUGCUAGCUUCUGCGCUGGAAUGUUCUUCACCAACAGGAUGUGGAUGGUGCCUGAUGCCAAAGGCAUUCCGAGGACAUUUAGAGGUGGGGAUAAACAACUUACAGACUGUGAUCUGAAAAUCAAGGUUUUAAGAAAUGAAGCCAAUAGCUCUAGAGGAAUUUCAGGGUCCCAACAUUCUAUUCAGAUAGUGGAUAAAGCCAUUUCAGAUUUGGAGAUGAAAUUACUGGCCGCUAGGGCAGAACGUGAGACAAUUAUGAAAGACCCUAUGAUAUCCAAGGACUUGAAGAAUGUUGAAUCAACUUUAAAAGGAAAAUAUUUUAUGGUUAUAGGAAUCAAUACAGCUUUUAGUAGUCGUAAGCGGAGAGAUUCAGUGCGUGCAACUUGGAUGCCUCAAGCUGAGAAGCGAAAAAAAUUGGAAGAAGAGAAAGGCAUCAUCAUACGCUUUGUUAUAGGUCACAGUUCAACAUUGGGUGGCAUUCUUGAUAAAGCCAUUGAAGCAGAGGAAAGGGUGCAUGGAGAUUUUCUGAGAUUGCAACACAUUGAGGGCUACCUGGAGUUGUCAGCCAAGACAAAAACUUAUUUUGCCACUGCUGUUUCCUUGUGGGAUGCAGAAUUUUAUGUCAAAGUUGAUGAUGAUGUUCAUGUGAAUCUGGCAACACUUGGUAUGACUUUAGCUGGACAUAGAAAGAAACCUCGAGUUUAUGUUGGCUGCAUGAAGUCUGGUCCUGUUCUAGCUCGAAAGGGAGUGAAAUACCAUGAACCUGAGUACUGGAAAUUUGGUGAGGUUGGAAACAAAUAUUUUCGACAUGCUACAGGGCAACUGUAUGCUAUAUCAAAAGAUUUGGCCACUUACAUAUCAAUAAAUCAGAAUGUACUGCAUAAAUAUGCUAAUGAAGAUGUUUCAUUGGGAUCUUGGUUUAUUGGUUUAGAUGUGGAGCAUGUGGAUGAUAGGAGACUCUGCUGUGGUACUCCGCCAGAUUGUGAAUGGAAAGCGCAAUCUGGUAAUAUCUGUGUUGCUUCAUUUGACUGGAGGUGCAGUGGGAUUUGCAGGUCUGUGGAGAGGAUUAUGGAUGUUCAUGAACGUUGUGGCGAGGACAAGAAUGCUUUAUGGAGCACAAACUUUGUGCAAACGGUGAGAAAUACUUCUUUCUGAGGAAAGAUAUACAUGAGAGAGCAGGCAUAGAGAUGCUUUUUGUUUCCUUUCUUUUUUCUUCUUUCCCACACUCAUAGCAUUUCUUUCGUGGGUGUAAAGAAUUUUUAAUAUUAGAGCUUACGAUAGUAAUGGAAGAGAGGCCCCUUGCUGCUGGGAUACCCCCCUCCUUCAUCUGAGGAUACCAACCCCAAGAGCUGUAAGAAAGAAAGACAGAACUGCCUCAACCUCAUUCUUUGAAUGGUGGAGGGCUGUAUUACAAGUUCUCUGCCAUGUGAUAUGAUCAGAUCCAUAAUUACUAAUAAUCUUUGUGGGCAGCAUUUUGCCGCUCCUACUCAAUAAAAUCAAUAUGUUAGACAUUUAUAUCUUCAAGAUAAUUCUCUCUCCUGUCGUUCAUAUGAACAACUUUGAUUCCGAUAUGCUAUUUAUUAUUCUUGAUCAUGAUUUGUUUGACAAACGAGAGCCACAGUCUGAGUUUAUGUAUGCUGGCAGCGAUCCUAUGCUGAAUAUCAAAAGACUGGUAGAU
Messenger RNA from Durio zibethinus, 1925 nucleotides. Its product is annotated as putative beta-1,3-galactosyltransferase 1. The record is from RefSeq and is a predicted model, not a curated record. NCBI's taxonomy places the organism in Eukaryota, Viridiplantae, Streptophyta, Magnoliopsida, Malvales, Malvaceae. Gene Ontology annotation, molecular function: galactosyltransferase activity. Gene Ontology annotation, cellular component: Golgi membrane.